Rhodotorula graminis WP1 is the source of this 1362-nucleotide messenger RNA. RefSeq lists its product as uncharacterized. Gene Ontology annotation, molecular function: protein binding. The transcript is spliced from 8 exons. NCBI's taxonomy places the organism in Eukaryota, Fungi, Basidiomycota, Microbotryomycetes, Sporidiobolales, Sporidiobolaceae. Bases 1 to 1362 code for a protein of 453 amino acids. The record is from RefSeq and is a predicted model, not a curated record.
AUGGUCUCGCGCUCCUCCCUUGCCUCGUCCUCGUCGUCGACCCGAGGCGGCACUCUCGCUCCACCUGCCCCCGAGUACAUCCUCAGAGGGCACAGCGCACCCAUCUCGGUCCUCGGCUUCUCGCGCUGUGCCCAAUACCUCUUCAGCGGCGACACGGACGGCUUUGUUGCCGUGUGGGACCUGUCCACCUUCCGGCCACGGUACUUCUGGCGCGCGCACGAUGCCGGCAUCCUCGGCCUUGUCGAGCUGGGCGAUCAAGGGCUCCUUUCUCACGGCCGCGACAACCUUCUGCACCUGCAUCGCUUUCCCUCCCGCACCGACGCGUCGUCCAUCGCCGACCAUGGCGCAGCGACCGCCGUCCCGUCGCCUGCCACGCCGUCAACCGGCAUCGAGCGCGCCUGGUCGCUCGACGUCAACGCCAUGAGCUUCUGCCGCAUGAGCGUGUGCCUCGUCGGCGGGAGGACGCGCGAGGCAAAGGGCAAAGAGCGAGCGGUCGAGCAGGACCGCCCGGACGAGGAGGCCCUGGUCGCGGUGCCGAGCUUGACCAAGGACGACUUUGUCGACAUCUUCCACUAUCCUUCCAAGGCUCGAGCGCAUCGCUCGGUCGGCGCCGGCGCGUUCGUCGGGCAGAAGACGGGGACGGUCAUGGCGACGCAGCUCUUCUACCUCGCGUCUCCCGACACUCCUCGUCCCCCUCGACCAGCCGUCGCCGAGCAGGCGCUCCCCACCGAGGCCGACGCAGCUCUUCCUCCACCUUUCCUCCACAUCCUCAUCGCCUACGAGUCGGGCCAGCUCGCCCUGUUCCGCUUCGCGCCCACCCGCACCUUCGACCUCGUCCCGACCCCGUCAACCUCGCCUGCACCUGCGCGGUCGCUCAUGAGUCUCGCCGUCACGGCCGACCAACGCUUCGCCUACACCGUCGGCGCCGACCACCACAUGGUGGCCUACCGCCUCGUCGACGCCAACGACGCAGAAGCCGGCCUUCCACGCUCACACACCGAGCUGACGGCGUCGGCGGGCAAGGCGGCUGUCGUCGUGCGCGAGGACGGCAAGGUGCUCGCGACGGCAGGGUGGGACGGCGAGGCGCGCUUCUACAAGGCCAAGACGCUCGAGCCGCUCGCCGUCCUUAGCCACCACCGCACGUCGCUUCAAGCGGCCGCCUUUGCGCCGCUCAACCCGACAGCACCAUCGCCCGUGUUCAGCGACUGUCCUACCGACGACGACGACGACGACGAGGUGGCGGGCGGUGCGGGCCGCGCCGGCGGGACGAGGCGGGCGUGGCUCGCGACGGGCGGGCAGGAGGCAAAGAUUGGGCUGUGGGAGGUCUACCCGCCGAGGCGGGCGGUCGCGAGGGCACCUUGA